GAUGUCCAUGUCUCAUUCUCACUCAUAAUUCCUCCAUCUCCUCUUUCCUCUCUCUCAUCCUUUUCGCCUUCCUCCCUUUCUCCCGGCCUUAUCUUGUUCUUGUACUCUUUGCUCUCUACACAUACAUUUCAUCAGUGUUUCACUACACAAACUGCAGGAUUUGUGUUCAGCUAAGCUAGAUAUCGAUCGAUCGAUCGAUCGCAGUGAAGUGGUAGAGAGAGAGAGAGAUGCAGGACUGGGCGCCGGUGGUGGUGGGAGUGGUGCUGUUCGUGGUGCUGUCGCCGGGGCUGCUGAUCGAGCUGCCGGGGACGCACCGGUGGGUCGACUUCGGCAGCCUCCGCGUCACCGGCAAGUCCGCCGUCGUCCACACCAUCGUCUUCUUCGUCCUCUUCGCCAUCGUCGUCGUCGCGUGCAAGCUCCACAUCUACACCGGCGCGUAGCGCGGCCCCAGCCAGGCCAUGCCAAGAUUGCUUUGGGCAGCUCACUCGCAUUCGUCUCUACGCCGACCUUGUUCGUUAGUCUCUCUGCUGAUUCGGUUGGAUCUUAUUGUCGAUGGAAUACUUGGUGUGCAAUGCUCGGCACGUUUAGUUGAUACGUGUGCUGCAGGUUAUUUAGAGUUUUAGCUAUAAGUGAUUUGGUCGAUCGUGUCUAUGGAACAUAUCGUCUUAAGUUCGGCAUCUCAUUUUCGUCCUGUCUAUAACUGUCUAUGAAACAUACCGUGUUCUCUAGUAGUUUUCUUUUCUACUAUGCAUACGUUUUCUACUAUGCAUAGUUUCA
Messenger RNA from Oryza sativa Japonica Group (Japanese rice), 777 nucleotides. RefSeq lists its product as uncharacterized. Lineage: Eukaryota; Viridiplantae; Streptophyta; Magnoliopsida; Poales; Poaceae. The record is from RefSeq and is a predicted model, not a curated record.